AUGGAGCAAGACCUUGUUACACUAAAGUUUGUUGUCCUUGGCUCCCUUGUCACCCUUGGCGUGGAAAUAAAUAUUAGACAUGAACACAAGGCAAUUGGGGAAGGCUGCCACCCGCCACACCCUCAGCUGCGGCCACCCGCAACACCUACAGCUGCGGCCGCCCGCCACACCCACAGCUGCGGCCGCCCGCCACACCCACAGCUGCGGCCGCCCGCCACACCCACAGCUGCGGCCGCCCGCCACACCCACAGCUGCGGCCGCCCGCCACACCCACAGCUGCGGCCGCCCGCCACACCCACAGCUGCGGCCGCCCGCCACACCCACAGCUGCGGCCGCCCGCCACACCCACAGCUGCGGCCGCCCGCCACACCCACAGCUGCGGCCGCCCGCCACACCCACAGCUGCGGCCGCCCGCCACACCCACAGCUGCGGCCGCCCGCCACACCCACAGCUGCGGCCGCCCGCCACACCCACAGCUGCGGCCGCCCGCCACACCCACAGCUGCGGCCGCCCGCCACACCCACAGCUGCGGCCGCCCGCCACACCCACAGCUGCGGCCGCCCGCCACACCCACAGCUGCGGCCGCCCGCCACACCCACAGCUGCGGCCGCCCGCCACACCCACAGCUGCGGCCGCCCGCCACACCCACAGCUGCGGCCGCCCGCCACACCCACAGCUGCGGCCGCCCGCCACACCCACAGCUGCGGCCGCCCGCCACACCCACAGCUGCGGCCGCCCGCCACACCCACAGCUGCGGCCGCCCGCCACACCCACAGCUGCGGCCGCCCGCCACACCCACAGCUACACGCUGGCAACACCUACAGCUACGCGCUGGUUGACUUUUCGGUUAAGACCAGUUUUUGCAGGAGCAUCACAGAGUCAAAGGAAGAACCUCGCAAUGGUCGGCAGUCACAUCAAAUAAAGCCUAGCACAUGGGGUCGGCAGCCAGAUGAUGUUGCUGGCCAAGGGGUGAGGCCACACCACCACACAAAUGGCCACACUAUUAAUGUAACAGGACAUUAUCGCUAG
Molecule: messenger RNA, 1029 nt
Organism: Procambarus clarkii (red swamp crayfish)
Lineage: Eukaryota; Metazoa; Arthropoda; Malacostraca; Decapoda; Cambaridae
Source: RefSeq, a predicted model, not a curated record